Molecule: messenger RNA, 1168 nt
Organism: Phytomonas sp. EM1
Lineage: Eukaryota; Euglenozoa; Kinetoplastea; Trypanosomatida; Trypanosomatidae
Source: the annotation of a GenBank genome assembly
AUGUACAGCUACAACAACAUCGUCGAAAAGGGGGAGCCAAAGCACAAGGAGCUCAUUGACAGGGCUCUAGACCACCUAACUGCGAUUCCGAAAAGUACGCAACACCGAGUCAGUCCUGAGGUUGACUGCAUUAUUGUGGACAAUUUCCUCACAAAUGAAGAGUGCGAUGCGCUCGUCGAGGCUUGUGAGAAGACAGGGUUUUCCUUUUGGAGGCAAACAACUCACGACGCAACCGAUGGGGAGUCGUGCUGCAGUGCAGCCUCAAAGGCGGUUCGAGUUGUGGACACCAUCGAGGCCAACUUUGAUCAUUUAUCGCAGUUCCUUUUUAAACGAAUCGCAGCGGUGGUGGAUCUUGAGUCCAAGCGCUUCAGUAAGGAAAUGAUAGGCGCGGAGGAAUUGUAUGAGCGAGAUCUGGAGGGAGAGUGGGUACCUUACGCUUUGUCAAGCAAUUUAUUGCUCGGGAGGUACAAGCCUGGGGGGCAUUUUAUGCCCCAUAUCGACGGCUCCACGGUUGUGGAUCUUAACACGCGUUCCUUCUAUACCCUGCUUUUGUACCUCAACGACUGCCCUGAAGGGGGCGAGACACAUUUGUUUUCUGGCGAGCAGCACAAGGUGAUUUUCAUGGAUUCUGAGGCGAACAAGCUACGCGGCAGUGCGUCGAAUCGAGUUGGUUCAGUAGAGCCCAAGAAGGGGCGCGCGGCAUUUUUCUAUUACGACCUUCUCCAUGAAGGUGCACCGGUAGUUUCUGGCCUAAAAUAUAUCUGUCGAGCCGAUCUUCUGUAUCGCCGUCAACCGCCUAUUCUCACGAGUGAAAAGGACACCGAAGCCUUUGAGCUCUACCAGCAGGCACGUACCCUUGAGAGCAGUGGCGAGGCCGCCCGCGCGUGUGAACUCUUCCAACGUGUAAGAAAAGUAUCAAAAGGAGUCGCUGAAUUAUAUCAGUUGGAUUAACCAUUCCCUCAGUUUCAGAUCAACUUUGAGCGGAGUAAUGGUCAAAGGGUCAUGUGAAUGGGAAGGGAAGGGGGGGUGUAUCGUGGAGCGGAAGGCGAUACCAUCUGUCAACAACAAAAAGUGAAUAUUAAUGAACAUUACUAACAACUUGAUUUUAUGAAUAAAUAAAUAAUUUUCUAUAUCUGUAUUGAUACCAAUAUCCAUAUGGACCCUCAAA